UUUUGUAAUUUCGUAAUAAAAUGUGUAAUAAUGGAAAGCAGGAAGCCCAGUUCAAAUGAUGUGAUAGUGCCAGAAUUGUACUUUCUAAUAUCAAAAUUUCUGACUGCGGGACCACUGGAAGAGACGGCAAAGGUACUGAUACAAGAAUUGGAGCAAAAGAAGGUACUGCCGAGGCGCAUCGACUGGCUGGGAAAUGAGCAUGACCAGACCUUUGCAGAAUUGGAGCGAAAAUACGAGCACAUAGGACCACAUCAUCUGCUAGAAAUAUGCAGUCGCCUGGGCCCGCUGGUCGACAAGGAGCUGGCGCCAAGCGUGCAAGGCAUAAAUUCCCUCCUUGGCACAGGUCGUCAAAAUUUGUUGCGCACAAAGGACACGGUCUACCGCUAUCGUACACUGAGGGAUUACUGCACAACGUUGCACGGCGUCUCACUGCCCGACUCGACGCUCACCAAGCCCACACACAAUUUAACCCGGGUAAUCAUCGGCCGGGAACAUGGUGGGUUGGUGCGUCGAAAGCUGCUGGUGCCCACAGAGCUCUACCGCAAGAUGAAUCUGCUGCGGCGCACCGUUGGCCACUUGUCAUCGGUGUAUUGUGUGCUUUUUGAUCGCACUGGUCGCUACAUUAUUACCGGUGCCGAUGAUCUGCUCAUCAAGAUUUGGUCCGCCGCGGAUGGGCGUCUGUUGGCUACGCUGCGCGGUGCAUCCGCUGAGAUAACCGAUAUGGCCAUCAAUUUGGAUAACACAAUGUUGGCCGCUGGCUCAGUUGAUCGCAUUUUACGCGUAUGGGAUAUGCAGACAACGUCACCUAUUGCCGUUCUUACCGGUCACACGGGCAUGAUAACCUCUGUCAAUUUUUGCCCAUCACCGCGCAGCGAUCUGAAAUAUUUGGUGACCACCAGCACUGAUGGCUCCAUUGCUUUUUGGCAAUACUCGACGCCACGAGGCCAAAAAAUAACAUUCGCUCCGAGGCCCACGCAGUAUCACGAGAAGCUUCGCCCAGGUCAGGCGCAAAUGAUGUGCACUACUUUCUCGCCGGGCGGCAUGUUCCUCGCCGCCGGUUCAGUGGAUCAUCAUGUGCGUGUCUACAUGAUGGCCGAGGAUGGGCCCAAGCGCAUACUGGAAACUGAGGCCUAUACAGAUGCCGUAGAUUCGGUGCAGUGGGCACAUCGCGGUCUGCGUUUCAUAUCCGGCAGCAAGGAUGGCACAGCACACAUCUGGACCUUUGAGUCGCAACAGUGGAAAAGCCUUAAAUUAUGCAUGACCGAACGAAAGCCAAGUUGCCCGGAGCCGGAGGAGGGUAAGAAAUUAAAGGUUACCAUGGUAGCCUGGGAUGCCUCUGAUCGUUAUGUCUUUACGGCUGUUAAUGAUUAUACUAUUAAAGUUUGGGAUUCGAAAUCAGCCAAAUUGCAUCGCGUGCUACGUGGCCACAAAGAUGAGCUGUACGUGCUGGAAUCGAACCCACGGGAUGAGCAUGUGCUCCUCUCUGCCGGCCAUGAUGGCCAAGUAUUUCUCUGGGAUAUUGAGCAGGGCGUGUUUGUUGCUCAGUUUUUCAAUGACAUCGAUGGCCAAGGCCAUGGCAGUGUGUUCGAUGCCAAGUGGUCGCCGGAUGGCACAAUGAUAGCAGCAACCGAUUCACACGGCCACAUACUAAUCUUCGGACUUGGCAUUGGCACCGAGAAGUACAAAUUGCUACCCACAGAGCUGUUCUUUCACACGGACUUCCGACCGCUUCUACGAGAUGCUCAGCAGCAUGUUGUUGAUGAACAGACACAGAUAAUGCCGCAUUUAAUGCCACCGCCAUUUCUGGUCGACGCCGACGGUAAUCCGCAUCCGACCAGGUAUCAACGUUUUGUACCCGGUCGCGAAAGUUGUAGCACCGAUCAGCUGAUACCCAAUCUAAGGGUGGGCAUCGAUGGCGUUGUGGUCGAGGAUAACAAUAUAAACGCACCACCGAAUGCAGCACCAGCUGGAGCCGGUGCUGCUGGCGCCGUUGGCGGAGUUGAUGCAGCCGCUGCAGCUGGUGCAGGCGGCAAUUAUUCCCAUAUUGAUCGCAUGAUUGCUGCACUUGCCAAUCGUCGGGGCAACAGUGCCAACAAUUCCAAUGCCAACGAUGCCAGCAAUGCGAAUCAGUCGUUUGAGCGCCUAAUCAUGCGCCAAGGUCAGGAUCAGCUGCCCGAUUCGAAUUCCGCACGCAAUGCGCCACAACGUGGCAAUGUGCUGGGCGGACGUCGAUCUCUGGCAGAUAACACUCCACGUCAAGGUUGGGCAGCUGCACUGCCAGCAGCACCAGAUGUGGGUCAACAGCAGGCACAAGGAGAACAAGCGCUUCAGGCGCUGCCAGCCCAACAAGCACUGCCAUUAAAAUUCGUGCGUCGAACCUAUGUGCGUCCCAUGAGAUACGCCCAGCUGCAGAACCUUAAGCAGACCAUCUACUCGGCUGGCCAGUACGAAACGCAGGAAUACAAGCGUGAGAUGCGCCGUCGUCCCAUAAUGAUAAAUACGGCAAGUGCCGCAUCGGCGCAGCUGGCGGGCGUGGGCAGGCCACGGAAUACACGCGCCAAUGGCGGUGGACGACCGGGGCGCCGACGUGGCGCACAGUCCGGACAACAACAGCAGCCGGGUGGACAACAGCCGGCGUAUCGGACGCGUGCUGUGCGCGAUCAGGAGGAGCACUACGAUGAUGCAGCUGCUCCCAUUCCGGAGGAGGAGGAAGAUGAUAGUAGCAAUAGUUCGGGCGACACCAGCUAUUCGAACGUCGAAGACAAUCUAGAGGAUAGCAGCGAUGAAUCGGACACGGAUAGCUCCGACUACUCCGAUUGGGUGGCGGAUACACCCGGACCAAAUCUCGAACCACCGAAACGCUCCAAGCGUAAGCCUCUUUCGCGUCGUCGCACUAUUAGCGAUGACAGCAGUGACGAUGCGGCGCCAGGCCAGGCAGCGGCCAGUAGCAGAAGACGUGGACGCAAGCGUGUGCUCAUUCCUCCAACUGCACCCAACGGCGAAAUCCCAGAGAUUUAUCGUCCAGCCGAAUGGCUGUCGGAGGUGGUGCCGCGCAAGGCGCCCUACUAUCCUCAAAUGGGCGAUGAGAUUGUAUACUUUCGUCAAGGGCAUCAUCGCUAUCUGGAGGCAGUGCGCCUCAAAAAGGUCUAUAAACUGUCGCAUAGCUCGGAGCCGUGGAAUUUCCGCACACUGCGCGAUCAUGAGCUGGUCCGCGUGAUUGGCAUCAAGUAUGAGAUACGUCCGCCACGGCUAUGCUGCCUCAAGCUGGCGAUCAUCGAUGAUGAGGGCAACAUGACGGGGACCACGUUCAAGAUCAAGUACCAUGACAUGCCCGAUGUCCUCGACUUUCUGGUGCUGCGUCAGACCUUCGAUCUGGCUGUGCAGCGCAACUGGAGCAUUGGUGAUCGCUUUCGCUGUAUGAUCGACGACGGCUGGUGGAUGGGACAGAUUGAGUCGCGUCAUGCGCUCAGCCCCGAUUUUCCCGAUUCGUUUUUCAUGUGCUUCCGCGUUCGCUGGGAUAAUGGCGAGUACGAGUACAUGAGUCCCUGGGAUAUGGAGCCCAUCGAUGAGCAGCGGCUGCCAGAUGAAGUCGGCGGCGCUGUGCCCGUAUUGCCGGAAGAGAUACGCGCCACACUAUAUCAGCCAAAGUCCGAGGAGUGGCAUCGUGGCGAUCGCGAUGGAACCUGCCGUCGCAUCAUACUUGGACUCGAGCAGGUGAUGCGUUUAUCAAUAGCGGAACAUUUUCUGGCACCAGUCGACCUUAACAUUUAUCCAGACUACGCCUAUCUAAUUGAGUAUCCCAUCGAUUUAACAACGGUCAAGUCGCGUUUCGAGAAUCAUUUCUAUCGCCGCAUCACAUCGGCACAGUUCGAUGUUCGCUAUCUGGCCACCAAUGCAGAGCAGUACAAUCGCCGGCACACCAGCAUUGUGAAACAUGCUCGGAUUGUUACCGAUCUAUGUUUGCGUAUAAUCAGCAGGGAAGCGGAUGAGAUAGAUGUGGCAGCCGUUUAUCAUCAGCUGGUGGACGUUUAUCACUCAUCGACGACGGAGAAUGAGGCUGAUUCGGAUGUUGUACCAUCGACUAGCACCGGCCCAACCACCUCAGCAGCUGCUGCACGUCAGCGUGUUUCGUCGACUCGACGCUCGAAUCGCACGCGAUCAGAUGGCGACUGGCGCACCGAUUGCCGACAACUGUUGGAUCUGAUGUGGCAGCGGCCGGAUUCGCUGCCAUUUCGUGAGCCAGUCGAUACCAUUGAUUUCCCAGAUUACUUGGAAAUAAUUGCCACACCGAUGGACCUGCGUACAGUCAAAGAGGAUCUGCUCGGUGGAAAUUAUGAUGAUCCACUAGAUUUUGCUAAGGAUGUGCGCCUCAUUUUCCUCAAUUCGAAGAACUACAAUACCAAUAAACGCUCUCGGAUCUAUGCAAUGACGCUUCGCUUAUGUGCACUCUUCGAGUCGCACAUCAAGACGGUGAUCAGCAACUGGAAGGCGGCGCGCAGACGUGCUAAUAAGAACAAAUCGGGCAGUAGUGGACGCGGGUCGAGCAGCCCCAGCAAACGAAUGCCAACGGAUCGUGCCACACGACGUACACAGAAGCCGACAGCCGCUGCCAGAAGAUUGCCAGUGCAUACUAGCGAGGAGGAGGACGAUGACGACGACGAUGAUGACGAUGACGAUGUGUCAGCGCAGCAACAGCAGGCGUCACGUGCCACGCAACGUGGUGGCAGACGUCGGAAUGGCGUUGCCGUUAGUGCCACCACGAGCUCAAAUCGGGUGACAUCCUCAUCGUCAAAUGCACAGCAGCGGCGUCACGAGAUCAGCACCAAUUCGGAGAGCGAUGAGGAGGAGGAGGAGGACACCACAUCGGAUGGCAGCAGCGAUGAGAACGAGGAUGAGGAAGCCCACUCCCAUGACAGUUCGCCGCAGCAGCAGACACGUCGUCGGCGUGGUGGUCGAACAGCGCGCCAGAAUGCCAGCGAUGAAGACUCCGAAGAGAGCUACAAUCCCAACGAGCGUCGGCGCGGACGUGCCGCUGUUGCCGGCAAUAAGCGCAAAGCCAACAGUCAGCAAGGCCACGGCAAUAAAAGACAUCGAAACGAGCAGGCUGCUCAGCCGGGUGGAAGUCGUGGUGCAGCUGUGGCGCCUACUCGUCGCACACGCCGCUUACUGGGCAGUUCCGAGGAUGAGCAUCUGAUGGUGGCAGCGUCCCAUUCCCAACAGGAUGAUAGCACCCAGGACAGCCAGACGCCGCGAAAGAAAGGUCGGCCGGCUAGAGUUAAGAGCUCCACGACCAUUGGCAAUGGGCCGAGCACUAGUGCCGCUGCUGCAUCAGCUGGCUCCAGCCUCGAGAGUCCCUCCCGAAAUACUCGAGCCAAUGGCGGACGAUCUCACAAUGCAGCCGAAAAUGAUCACAGCUAUCAUCUGCCCGUGCGCAAUGGUCGCAUCGUUGAGUCUGAUACGGAUUCGCAUGGUCCAGUUGGGCGUCCGACCAGGCAAAGCGCCAAACGCGCUCUCAUCGAUUGGGCACACGGCAGUGAUAUGGAAGAGGAGGAUGACGAAGAAAGCGAAGAGGCUGAAGAAAUUCUACCCACGCCCACAAAGGAUGACAUGCCAUCGACGAGUCGAGCGGCUCUCAGUCAAGCGAGCAGCGCGGCAGUAUCAUCCCGGCAGCUGCGUACAAAUCGCAAUACGGUUGUGACAGCAGCUGCUGACAGCGAGGACGAUGACGAUGAUAGCGAUAAUGAACCGUUGGCCAACAACCAGCAAAAAACUGUGCCUCCUAAAUCCAGCACAGUAGCUCCUCACCCGUUGGCGUUGCGACGCCGUCUACCCUCGGUGCCACGUAGCACGCAUAUGACGCGCUCGCAUGCCACGUCCACAACUAGCAGCUCUAGCCAACAGGAGCCGGCUAUGGCCGCACAUGAUCAUAACUAUCUGGGCAGUGAGUCGACGGCGGCAUCGCGUGCUCCUCGUCGUAUGUUGUCGCGUCACCAGCGCAAUGCUGAUGAGCUGGACACAAGUCUCGAUCCGCUCAACACCCCUCGCCUGCUUUCUGUUAUGUCAAAUCCCAAUUCCAGACGCCCCAUCCCCACAACGAAUAAUGUUACGACUCGCAGAUUGCGUGCUCGCUACAGUCAGGAGCAGUCGCAGGGUGAGGAGGAAGAAGAAGAGCAGGCAGUGGAACCGCCAGAUGAGGAGGAAGCCGCUGCCUCCGAUGAGGGCACUGAUGGCGGCUCCAGUUCACAGGUCAGCAACGACGACGGCGACGAUGAUGAUGCGGAAGCAACUGCCACAGACUCUGAAGACAAUCAGCCCCUAACCAGUUAUGUAGCGCCCAAUAAUGGACGUACACGCCGUAAAACCAAAACCUCGUCCUCAUCCGCAGCAACCGGCGCCAGACAGGGACGCGAACAGCGCCAAGCGCGACACGGUCGUGCACAAUCUGAUCAAUCCUUGAUGAACGAUGACGACGAUGACGAUUAUGAGGCUCCGCGCGAUCGAUCGAAUCGCCUGCGUAGCAAUCAUCGCAGCGGUCGCAAUCAUCGCAGCGGACGCAACCAGAAGCGCCCGCGCUACAAUGAACAAUCCGAUGAGGAAGAUCAGCAGCAGGAGAACAAUAUGCGCAAGCGUAUGCGCAAUGGAGAUGUUCAUGCGGCGACCAGUAACACCAGCUCACAGGAGCGCGAGGAGCAGCCGCGCGCGGUCGAAGAUGGCGAAAGCAGCGAGGCGGACAGUGAUGAGCAACUGGUCAGCGUCAGCAGUCGGGGACGUGUGCGCAAAAUAUCAGCAAAGGCGCGAGGCAUAUUUAAGGAUUGAAAUUGGGCGCCCGGAAGCGCUGCGCUCAAGACUGUUUUAUGUAAAAAUUAAUUAUAAUCGAAUGAGCAAAUAACAUGUUCUAUCAUUUGCAUCAUAUUAUUGAUUAAUGUGUAAGAGUCAUUCAUUGUCAUUGAAAUACGUCAGGUGUCGCUGUGCUGCAUCGCCAACCACGCCCAAUAAUACGCCCACAAACACAGUCACCCCCCCACUCCCACUCCCAAAACUAUUCUUAAAGAAAUUAUGUUCUCAUUCUUAAACCAUAUUCAUUAUUUAACACCAAUCCCAAACCAUUCAUUCAUUUUCAUUGUUCCAAAUGUAAGUUAUGAUGUGGCACGCUCUCCAGACUUCGCUACUACAUUUCUAUAUGUAGCUGCGCCCUGUGGGAGUGGCCGCACACAGUUUGUAUGUAUUUUUAUAUAUAUAAUAUACAUAUGUUUAAAACAAAAGUAGGCGUCCAAGAAUCACACACACUUCAUUUAAAAUAGAUGUUAGAAUAAAGUAUCAACAAAAACUUUAA
This is a messenger RNA of Drosophila grimshawi, 7333 nucleotides long. It is a transcript of the gene BRWD3, whose product is annotated as bromodomain and WD repeat-containing protein 3. Gene Ontology annotation, molecular function: protein binding. NCBI's taxonomy places the organism in Eukaryota, Metazoa, Arthropoda, Insecta, Diptera, Drosophilidae. The coding region runs from base 31 to 6816 and encodes 2261 amino acids. The transcript is spliced from 15 exons. The record is from RefSeq and is a predicted model, not a curated record. Gene Ontology annotation, biological process: regulation of cell shape; cytoskeleton organization; regulation of transcription by RNA polymerase II. Gene Ontology annotation, cellular component: nucleus.